UUGUUUGGUUAAUGUACAUGUCAAUUGUCAGAGAAAAUUAAAGAGGUUAUUUGGGCUUUCCAUUUCAAAAAUAUUAUUUCCUCAAAUAGUUUUGAGGAAAAUAAGAGGUGAUUAACGUCCUUGAAGUCCUCUGUCUUUGUUCAGCAUGGCCAAUGGUACCAUAUUCAACCCCUUCCUGAAAUCCCCGCUGACCGAUAUGUCUGGUGCUUUAGUUUGUAGCCAGUGGGGUGGCAAAUGUGCAGAUAUCGAGAUGAGAGCCCUGGAAUGCCUUGAGGCGUAUGGUGUUGACAGGGGACUGAAGAAAUGUGACACACUUAUUAAAGAUUUUGAUGAAUGUGUCUACAAAAGGAAGCAAAUACAGAGAGUUAAUGCCAUGAGAUUUGAACGUCAUCGUCAACACUUUGCCGGAGAGAGAACCAAAGAAGAUAAAUAUUCAAAGAAUCCACCAAAACCAGAUACUUAUUGAUUUGGUAUUUAUGUGUAUUGAGUAGAAUCAUUGUUAAUAUAUGAAAAUUUAGUUAAAGAA
This is a messenger RNA of Anthonomus grandis grandis, 526 nucleotides long. RefSeq names its product NADH dehydrogenase [ubiquinone] iron-sulfur protein 5 (gene ND-15). The record is from RefSeq and is a predicted model, not a curated record. Lineage: Eukaryota; Metazoa; Arthropoda; Insecta; Coleoptera; Curculionidae. The coding region runs from base 146 to 466 and encodes 106 amino acids. The transcript is spliced from 2 exons.